This is a messenger RNA of Helianthus annuus (common sunflower), 477 nucleotides long. RefSeq lists its product as uncharacterized. Lineage: Eukaryota; Viridiplantae; Streptophyta; Magnoliopsida; Asterales; Asteraceae. Bases 1 to 477 code for a protein of 158 amino acids. The record is from RefSeq and is a predicted model, not a curated record. The transcript has a single exon.
AUGACAACUCCAUCAAUACAAAAAGAAAUUUGUAAUUGUUUUGCAGAAGAAGUGUUAAAGAAGAUAUUUGAAGAACUUGGUGAUGAUGUCUUUUCUAUAUUAGUUGAUGAAUCGAGGGAUAUUUCUAAAAAGGAACAAAUGGUUGUGGUUUUGAGGUAUGUUAAUAAAUUAGAAUUUGUUAAGGAGCGUUUUAUCGGUCUUGUUCAUGUUAAGGAAACAACCGCUUUAUCUCUUAAAUUUGCAAUUGAUGAAUUGUUUGCUCGCUACAAUUUGAGUUUGGGUAGGGUUAGCGGCCAAGGAUAUGGCGGCGCAAACAACAUGUUCGGUGAAUUUAAUGGUUUGAAAACUUUGAUUUUGAAAGAAAAUUCUUUGGCAUAUUUUGUUCGUUGCUUUGCUCACCAACUUCAAAUUAUUGUUGUGGCCCUUGCAAAUAAACAUCUUGAAAUUUGUAGGUUUUUAAAGAAAUAUCAAAUUUGA